GUUUUCAUUGUCUAUUUUUGAGAACUGCGGCUACUAAACAAGACAAAAGUUGUGGUUUACGAGUCAUUUGCUGGUCCUCACUGGACCUCAGUCCUACUCACACGAUGCUAACUAAAUAUUAUUUUCAUUGUUCAAAAAUGAUGUCAUAAAGCUACUAACUGCAGCAUUUAUAACAAUUUCUACAUGCCAGGCCCAAGGUGUAUAUUAAAAAUAUUAGGGCCAGCAAUUUUCUGAAAUACGGCCAUGAAACAAAACUAAUAAAAUAUUGCACAACAUCAUGAAAUUUGUAAUUGGCAGUUUAUGAUAUCUUGUUAAUACCAGUUGAUACUAGACAUAACCACUUUUUGCAUUUUGUCUAAAAUCAAGCAAGAAAAGAGUACAUUACUUGAACUAUCAUUGAUGCGACCAUCCACUGGUGAACAUGCCAAGAAAACCAGAGCGUGGAAUCCUUGGAUACAAAAAGGAUCCGAAAAAUCAGAUAUUGUUUUCAUUUAAUGUUCGUACGGGUGAUGAGUGGCCAUCGGAUGAUUCAGAUGAUUCUGACUACGUCCCAGAUGAUGGGCUGUAUUGUGUGUCAGAUGGACAAGCCAUGAAACACAGUGUAAAUGCUGAGACAAAAAAGAAACAACUCCUUAUUAAGAAUAGAAAGCGCAAGAAAAAUGGCAGUACUGCUACGAAAUACAACGAAACAUCUGCAUCUAAGAAAAGCAAAUGUACAUCUCAGACUGAGUCUAUUGUGGCUGAGCAGCAUGAUAAUGUUCCACCUCUUCCUCCUGAAAUCUGGUUGAAGAUUUUUGGUUUUGUCGUCGACAGAAUAGGAGCAUUACCUUUUCUUUGCAGGGCUGCAAAGGUUUGUCAUAUGUGGCAUGAACUGUCCUGUCACCAUUCCCUGUGGCAGAAAGUGGAUUUGUCCUAUGGGUGGAUCAAAGCUCGGGAUCAAACCCUCCUAUGGCUGUGCAACAAUAGACUCUCACAGUGUAGAAGUAUCAACUUGACAUCUUGGAAGAAUGUUACCAGCUCUGCAAUUAAGCAAUUGGCUGAAAAGUGCCCUCUUUUGGAGAGUGUGAACCUGUCGUAUUGCAAGAAACUAAGUAGUGAGGCUGUGACCAUGUUGGUUGAUAGCUGUCCACAUCUAGCCGAGAUUGAUGUGUCGUUCACUUCACCAGAUGCUGUUUCUCCAAUGUGUCUAGGACAUCUUAUAGGCACUAUGAAUUCUCGCCUGCGACUGUUAAAUAUUGCAGGAAAUCAUUUCAAAGCCUUUGGCACCUUAGUCACCUAUUUAAUGACGUCUUGUUCUAAUCUGGAGCAUUUGGAUAUCUCCAAUGCCAACUUUUCUUCAGACUUUGUGUCACUCAAUAUUGAGAAAUUUCAAAUAGGCUGCAAGAAGCUGAAGGUGAUACGUUUUGCCAAUUCCAAAUUCAGAGCUACAAUACAGAGACAACAGAUGGAACCACACGGCUUCUCAGACUUGGAGCAGCUGAGUCUUGCUGUCAGUACUACGACAACGACUGGGUCGAACGUCGGGCUGGGAAUCGAUGAUAAUUUUAUUUCAAGGUUGUUAUUAACAUCAACACAGCUGCGACUGCUUGAUCUCCGGGGAUGUGGAAACGUCACGUGCGAGGGGCUUCUGCAUCUACCCAUCACCAACCUACAGCAGCUAUAUAUAUCUCAGAGUCCGAUCGCCAAGUCUAAUUGUUAUUCAGAUUUUGAACCAAUGAUCCAAAAGUGGCGACACAGUCUGAUAGAACUGGAUCUCUCCUGGAACAGUUACCCCGCAGAGAUUCUUCAUGCGGCACUCAAAGCUCUUGCUAUUGGCUGCAUUAAAUCUCCCUUGGAAUCGAUAAAUCUUGCUGGAACAUCUGUCAAGAUGAAGUCAGUCAAGUAUAUUCUUCAGAAUUGUCCCAGCUUGAACUCGAUAAAUCUUACCUCGUGUCGCGGUCUACCUCGAGGGAUAAAACGUGACUUUUCAGGAAAACAGUUCCUGCAGCUUCAACGUGACCAUAAAACAUGAUCGGAUGAAGACGAAUCAAAUGUUGUUAAUUAUUCAAAGCAGGCCAGGACAUUGUUUUGCUUCUGUAAGCAUCACAGUAAUUUGUGGAUAUACCGGUAAACAGGGCUCACCAAUUUUCAUAAAAAGUGGCUACAAAAUUUUAGUCUUUGGCUGAUAAAAUAUUCUUUAAAUUAGCCACUUUUGAAUAAUGUUAAAGAAAAUAUUCUAAGUAUUUGAAAAUGAGCUAAAACAAAACUUGUUCCAGUGCAAGGUCAGACAAUGUCUCAAGAAGUGGAUAGACAGAUGGUACAUGGAAGAGAACAGUUAACAAGUAAUGGAUGUUUAACACCACCAUAUUUUAAACUGCUGCUGCUAUUAUGUGUGGAGAUAUAAUGCUUUGGAUGGCUGAGUUGUUCUCAGGAAGAUUCUUUUAUAAUUAAUGCAUGUUAGUGUACUUUGAAAUACUGAUCAUUGUGUUUUGUAGACUUCAGAGAAAUCCAGCUAUAUCUUUUUAUAUGAAUUUUCUCACAGAUAGAACAGCACAUACCAUGACCUCUGAGAUCCCAGUUGUGUAGCCCUAGUUUGGCUCAAAUUAGUUUCAGUGUACAUAUAGCUUUGCUAUCAGUUUUGCUCUGUAUUUAUUCCAAUAAUUGUAAAAAAUCUUUGCUCUAAUGUCCAUGUUUUCAAUUGCUCCCCCUCCUCCCUAGGAAAAAUGCUGCAUCUGCCCAAGAUAUUUGGUUUAAAAGUAAAAAUAAACUUGCUGUUGCCACACAGGGUUUCAUGCACCACAGCUAUCUCUGGCACUUGUUACAUUAGCCAGUUCAAAUUUUAAAGUGACAGACCCUAGUUUUUAAACACUACAACAUAUUUUUCACUAUUAAAGACAUUUUUAAUCUUUUAAUUUAGAAGUACUUAAAUUUUAUUAUUUAGAAUGUUCAUUUUCGUACACCUAAAGUGGUUCUGAAAAUCUAGAUUUUUGUAAUGCCCUAAAAUGCAUUUUUAUUCAUUCUAAAAACGCAUGUUUGUCCGAGAAGUAAUGGUCACCGAGACAAGCUUGUUAUUUUUAGACAUUAUUUCCCCGUUUAAACAUCACAUAUUUUUGGCUUCUCUCUUUUAUAACUUUAUUCAAAUAUAUUGCAGGUUUGUAGAGUAGCUAAACGUAAGUGUCAAUUUUCAUGGACUGAAACUAAGGUCUGUGCCUUUAAGAACAAUUGGCAAAUUUUAUUUUUAUUUUGCAACAUAAUUACAUAUAAUAUUUGAUAUUCUGCUAGAAAAAUGGCUAGGUUUCUUCAAAUUUUGAAGUUUAAAAGAUAAUUAUGUGGAAUGUUCUCUUCACUUAAAGCUACAUGUAGUACUGUGUGCAGUCAUGGAGCAAUAACAGGAAUGGGGAAACUGUAGAUCCAUUUUGGUGGAUCAAUCCAAAAGCACCUUAAUUGAGCAAUUUCAUUUUUUUUACAUCUAGUCUCUUGAACAGUGACAGAGAAUUGAUUUGAGUCUCAAAAUUCAGAAGUAGCUGAGACCGUGCACAUCAAAUUAAAAAAAGAUGUGAAUAUUCCUAAAUCAGAAUAUAAUGGAGGGUCUGGGCUACCUUUCUGGACCAAUCUUGUAUUUUCUCAUAAAGUAGCCCAAUCAAUUGAGUACAUUUGUAUAUGAUGUGUGUUCUUUAGAUUAUAUGAUGCAUGUUCUUCAGAUUGUUUUCAUAUAGUGUGCUUACAGCACACCUGUUUAUAUUUAUAUUUUUGUGUGUUUUGAUUCUGACAGGCAGCGAAAUGCUUAUUAUUAGCUAAAACACAUUUUUAUAUUAAAGUUCCUUUUCCAGAAUAAACUCCUUAGGAAAUUUAUAUGAUCUAGGUUUAUAAUUUACAAUUUACAUCCAUUUCCAUGUACAAAUUUUAGACUUGUAAUUAAAAACUCUUAAUUUUUAUUUGCCCCUACCUGUCCCACAUUUUCCGGAUAUUUUUUGCAGAAGGCUUUGAGAUAUUGAGCUGAAAUUGUGUACGGUUACAAACCAAGUUUGACUUUCAUGACGAUUUACCCAUUUUUGACGGAGUUAUUGCCCUUGAACUUAGGAGAUGUGAAAAUUUGUUUUCAGGACUUUUGUUUUAGAAGACCUUUAGAUAUUGUGCUGAAAUUUUGUGUAUAGGUUUAUCACAUACUGUUACAGAUCAAGGUUGACUUUCAUGGCGAUUUACCCAUUUUUGACACAGUUAUGGCCCUUGAACUUAGGAGAUGUCAAAAUUUGUUUUCCA
Molecule: messenger RNA, 4239 nt
Organism: Gigantopelta aegis
Lineage: Eukaryota; Metazoa; Mollusca; Gastropoda; Neomphalida; Peltospiridae
Product: F-box/LRR-repeat protein 6-like
Exons: 11
Coding region: 422-2011 (529 amino acids)
Biological process (GO): SCF-dependent proteasomal ubiquitin-dependent protein catabolic process
Cellular component (GO): SCF ubiquitin ligase complex
Molecular function (GO): protein binding
Source: RefSeq, a predicted model, not a curated record